GUAACACUUAUCCUCUUGAGUGAUCUUAAGUGCAAUUUUGUUGUUUGGCCGUGUGUCACGUGGAUUGCCAGUCGUGUUCGCACCGAUUCUUGGCUCUCAGCCAUGGCCCGGACCAAGGGCCAUGACAAAGCGCCAACCGGCGGAGGCCAAGGCACAAGGGCUUCAAGGGCCUCAGGCCGAGGAGUGAAGCGAGUCAAGCGGCCAAGUGCCUUUCUCGAGGAUGACGAUUCCGACCACAUUGAGAAGGAUUUCCACCCGACCAUGGCGGACCCGACUGGGACGACAUCCAGUUCGACUACCGUCCGUCCCGACUGUGAGGCGAAGGCCGCGAGCAGUCCCCAGGCUCCCGCGAAAGCUUCCAAAGCAUUGGCAGAGUUGAACAACCCUGGCCCGAGCGCUCCUAGUGCUAGCAGCGCUGAGCUCAUAAAGCAGGCUCCAAACCACAGCGGUCCAAACCCCGAAAGUUCCAUUGCUUCAUCUUUGCUUCAUGCGCCUUCAGCGACGGAGCGCGCGCUGUCGCAGCCCGUGGGGCCAGGAGCAAUGCGACUUAGGGAGAAGACGUCCGUCCCAAAGAAGGCUGUGGCCGUCGUCGGGCCUCAAAAGAGAUCAGAGAGCCCAGGGAGCGAGAUGUCCUCGGUUUCUCACAUUGAGGACAGCCCCCAUGAUGAACUUGCUGAAUUCGAGUGCCUUUGGAAGGGCGCGCAGGAGAAGAUCGAGCCAAAGAUCCUCUAUAUCGUGGACAAUGAGAGUGGGAUAGUUUUGACGAUCACACGUGAACUGCGGACAAGUGUUCAUGCCUUUAGAUAUGGGCAUCUCGUUUGGUCUUCGGAAUUUUCAAAGAUCGAAAAGAAGGCCCUGGGUCAAGGCUUUGUCGCAUUCGCCACGCACCAUCAUGUUCACGUGCUGAGUUCAGCUAGCGGAAUGGCAAUUUUUCCACCAUUGCGCUUGAAAGAACCACUGGAACAGAUGCACAUUCAGCAUGGCUUCCUGCUGCUGCUGUGUCGAGCUGGGGAGAUCAAAGUGAUAGACAUAGCAUUGCGGACGACAAUUGCAGAAACUUCCCUCCAAGAUCUUUGCGAACCCACUGAGUUAUCCGAAGAGUCCCUUCAGCUGAAUGACAAAGGAGAACUCUCUUUGUAUUUGACAAACCGGCAGCUGCAGUUUGAUACGCGCUUGAGGUUGUGGAUGCAACAGAGGUUGGAAAGUGGAGAUAGCCUAAAAAGGGCCGACAUUUUAGAAUCACAGGAGCAGAGAUGACACAUGAAAUAUAUACGAUGAAU
Messenger RNA from Durusdinium trenchii, 1280 nucleotides. The record is from the annotation of a GenBank genome assembly. NCBI's taxonomy places the organism in Eukaryota, Dinophyceae, Suessiales, Symbiodiniaceae.